CAAAAAUAACAUUGGAUAUAUGUGCGUACCCUUCUCUCGACGGUGGUGAAAGGUUGGGAGAAAUGGCGGAACUAGAAAGCAAGCCGGUGUUGGUGAAGAAUUCAUCCACCAACAGUUGUGAAAAAUCAGGCCGGCGUGUUGCCUUUGAAAUUCCCUUUGGAAAUAAUCAUCGAAGCCAUUCUCCCGACCACAACCAUAAUAUUGAAACCUCCGUCGAGGAAUUUGAUACAGGACAUUAUCAUCCAUGUUAUGUGGCGUGUUGUGCAUGGUCAUGUCUUGCCGUGUUCAUAUUUGUCGUAAUUUUUCUCUUUUUUGGGAUAUCAUAUUUGGCUUUCCUCAAAUCAGGAAUGCCAAAAGUCAAUGUUAGAGCAUUCAACGUUAGCAAAUUUCAAGUUAAUUAUAACUCACAGAAAAUGGAUGCAAUUGUAAAUUUAGGUUUAAGAUUCUCAAAUAAUAAUGAAGAGCUCAAACUUUUAUAUGGUCCUCUUUUUGUGGAUGUCAUUAGUAAUGAUGUGCAAUUGGGUAACACUAAACUUAAAGGCUUCACUCAAAUGCCUCGAAAUGAGACGGAUCUAGACAUGACAAUGACGACAAAUCAUGAAAUUGUUAACAAUGAUGCUGCAGAUGAUCUAAAAUCUGACAUUGGUGCAUAUGAGAUGGUGUUUGAUGUAUAUAUUAGUGGAAAUAUUGGAGUGAAAAUUGGAAGUUUGCAUAUGAUCAAUGUACCUUUUUUGUCAACUUGUGAACAAAUAAAAAAGAUGGAUGUGGAUUAUGGAAGAAAGCCUGAGUGUGAUAUCAAGAUGUUUUCUUUUAGGCCCACAACCAAUUGACGACAUCAAUGAUGAGAAGCAAAUUUUAAGACUGCGAUGUUUCAAAACUUCUUGUGUUGAUUGAUAUAAGUUAAUUAUUCAUAGGAUGUAACACUUAUACAAAAAGUAGUAAAGUGUUUAAUGGUCAUUAGAGAUAUGUACAUCAUUUAAGUAUUUCAAUUUUAGAUAAAGUUCCUUUGUAUUCUUCUGUGUGUACAUGUAUACGUCUUUUAAUUA
Messenger RNA from Vicia villosa (hairy vetch), 1046 nucleotides. RefSeq lists its product as uncharacterized. Gene Ontology annotation, cellular component: plasma membrane. Bases 63 to 830 code for a protein of 255 amino acids. The record is from RefSeq and is a predicted model, not a curated record. The transcript is spliced from 2 exons. NCBI's taxonomy places the organism in Eukaryota, Viridiplantae, Streptophyta, Magnoliopsida, Fabales, Fabaceae.